Suhomyces tanzawaensis NRRL Y-17324 is the source of this 1000-nucleotide messenger RNA. Its product is annotated as mitochondrial 37S ribosomal protein uS10m. Gene Ontology annotation, cellular component: ribosome; mitochondrion; small ribosomal subunit. The transcript has a single exon. NCBI's taxonomy places the organism in Eukaryota, Fungi, Ascomycota, Pichiomycetes, Serinales, Debaryomycetaceae. The record is from RefSeq and is a predicted model, not a curated record. Gene Ontology annotation, biological process: translation. Gene Ontology annotation, molecular function: structural constituent of ribosome. Bases 70 to 954 code for a protein of 294 amino acids.
CCGGUACUUCUAUAUCUUCCAGCGAAUCACUCUCCCAUACUUGCAUUUUCCAUCGAUUUGCAAUCCACAAUGGAAACCAACCAUGGUCUGGUAUCCUCACCCUCACGUGCCGCGCUCCACAUGAUCCAGUGGUCCAUAAAAAAAUUCUUCGCUGAACAUUCAACUCCAACCAUGCUUCCCUCCAUCUACAGAAGGUCGCCGGCCUAUAUAAAGAGAGGGCUCACUACCUCUACUGCCACCCUCCAAAAUAUCGCCAAAGGCUCCCAAAAAUCCAAGAAGUUUCUCACUCCAGAAGAGCUUACCCAAGCUAAACAAUCCGAACAAGUUGAGGAGGCCAUAUAUCAAGAAGGGUUAUUGAACGGAGAAUUCAAGUAUGUUCCAAGAUACUUGAGUGCCAACAAGGUGGACCCUGUGACUUCCAGACCUGUGCCUAUAAAUGUCGAGCUCCUCAAGUACAAGCCAAUAACUCUCCCUCAAACACACGGACACCAAGUCGCCAAGCUCGACUUGAAAGGUUACGACGAAGAUAACUUGAUCCGUGCAUCCGAGUUCGCUGCUAGAGCAGCCUACUACUUGGGCAUCCCCACCUCCAAGGUUACUACCAAAAAGACUGAGAAGAGGUUAUAUACCGUCAUCAAAUCCCCAUUCGCUCAAGCCAAAACCAAACAAAAUUUCCAUAGAGUCACUUACCACCGAGAAAUCGUGGCCUACGAUGCCAACCCGGAAGUUGUUGAUUUGUGGUUGUCUCUCAUCAACAAACACGCCUUGAGAGACGUCGACUACAAGGGUACCGUGACCACAUACGAAGCAUUGGACUUCAACCAACAAUUGGACCAAUUGACCGAAAAGGAAGUCAAGUUACCAGAAGCAUACGACGACGUCAACGAUCCAAUCGCUGCCAAGGUCCAAGAAUUGUUGAAGAGUGAUACUUUCAAGAAAUUCCUUAAGGAAUAGUGUAUAUAGACUUCAUAAAUGAAUGUAUAAAGUAAUCUGAUAGAGG